AUGAAUCUACACCUCCCUCUAUCUCUUGCAGCUCUCAGCAAGUUCCGUCCUUCUGCUAUCUCACCCAGACCACAUUCUGUCAUCCACUGCCAGGAAUGUCACGCGCUGCUUUCCCUUGUCUCUCUCUUUCUUCCUCUAUUCGACCCAGGCACAUUUUCUUUGGUCGUACCUCUCUCUCUCUCUCUCUCUCUCUCUCUCUCUCUCUAUCUAUCUAUCUAUCUAUCUAUCUCAUAUUCCAUUGUUAAAAAUCCUUUUACUUUAUCUCUGUCUGUCUCUCUCCUUGAUUUUUUCUUCGUUCGUAUUUCCACCGCGUGCCCCUCGGCGUGUUAUUGCAUAAUCCAAGAAAACACGUGGUUCAAAUCUCCGUUAGGUCAGUUCUUUAAAAUUGCCUUCACGAAGACAUGUUAUCGUAAUGAAGGCCUUUCGUUAAGUUGGCCGGGAGAUUUAAUUCUUCUCCCACUUCAUGCAUCGUCCGGGACACUGCAUAACGUCAUCCGUUUUUCACAAUCAACAAGUGCCGAGCCUCUUUUCGCCAAGUGUGUUCCUAUUUUCCUGCUUGCCGUUUUCAAACGUAUCGUGACUCCUCCUGCUACUUUUCAUCGUUGCCGAUAUCAUAUCCAGGUUCCGCCUUGGCACUGA
This is a messenger RNA of Acanthosepion pharaonis, 639 nucleotides long. NCBI's taxonomy places the organism in Eukaryota, Metazoa, Mollusca, Cephalopoda, Sepiida, Sepiidae. The record is from the annotation of a GenBank genome assembly.